CGUCGGGGGUCCGACUAGGGGGUGCGUGUGGGGUGUCUUCCGUCUGACCACAGACGGCUGGGCUCGCAGGCGCCAUCCAGCUGAUAACUGAAUUCAGAGCCUCUGGAGAGGACGAGUAGGUGCUCCGGGGCUGAGGCCCCUGGCCGAGGAAGCCUGCCCGGGGUGAGCAGCAGGCCACCUUACCUCCCCGGGACUCUCAGCUCUGCAGCCCGAAGGCUUGUCCGGUCUCAGGCUGACCCUUUGCAGGAGUACAGCCGGUUCCGCGGCCGGAACUUCCAGCCACAGGGCCUGGAGUCUGCUUUCUCAGUGAGGUGGUUGGAGCCUUCCCAGGAGGGGUGCUGCGGGCUGGGUUCCCAGCUCUCCGGAUGAUGGCCCUUUGGAAGUUGGUUUCCAGAAAGCAGGAUUAAGUGCCCUAGGAGACCUCGUGUAAUCCUUUCCACCUCGUUAUGGGGCUGGUGUCCUUUCUCCAGUUUGCUGAGAUUCAGGAAGGCUUAGUGACUGACCCAACAUCGUAAAACCAAGUGUCAGCUUGAAGGAUGCCCAGGCUGUUUGAUCACACCAGGAUGUCACAGCCUGGGGACCUUGUGCUGACAGAGACCAGGCUGUCUGGGCAUCGUAGGCUCCCCUGUGAUGUUGAGCAGAUCCCUGGCUUCUGCCCACUAGAUCUGGUAGCAACCCCCCCACACCCCUGUCGGAGCAACUGAAAAUGUCUAUGAUCAUUGCCAAGUAUCUCCCCCCCCGGGGGGGGGGGUAAAAUCACCCCCAGCUGAGAACCACUGUGUAAGCAAUUGACAUGUGCUAAGAGCCCAACAGAUGAAAUCUAUGGGAGACUGAAGGCCAGCGUGGGGUUGCAUUUAUGCACAGCUGGCCAGGAAACAGGUCCCACAAGGCCCAUGACAGCCCCCUAAGACUCAGAGAACCCGUGGUCAGGGGGGGAAAGUUCAGGAACUUGCAUUUGGGGAAAAAUAAAGGUGUAUAGGAAAACUUCUGCCUCCUGGAAAUUGAGGAGCUUUUUGGCCUGAGUAGAGAGGGCACUCAUUGCAUCAUUGCCAUGUCUUGGUCAGCUUUGCCUUGCAGAGGGCUCACACUGGGGAUGGGGUUGUCCUUGUGGCUGUUUUGAGAAGUCCCUUCAGUGCCCUGCAGAUGCCAAGCACGGUGGCAGAGGGGGCAGGGGUAUGUCCCCCCCUCUCCAGGCCUGGAGCUCCUGCUUGGGGCUGCUGUACAUCCUUCUCCCUCCUCAGAAAACCGGUGUGGUUGGCUGACCCCCUCCUGCUGCUGCCACCCCAUGCAGCCCCCGCACUGGUAACUGUGCAUCUCCUGCCCAGUUCUCCCCUCCUGCCCUUGUGGUUGGCGGCUUGCCCAGCUCUGUUCCUUCCCCAUGGCCAUUUGGGAUCUGGAGGAGGUGUGGCCAGGCCAGUCGCUGCUGUUUGCAGACACAGUGGAAGAACCUGUUUCUAGUGGGACUGGGGUGGAAGUGAGGAAGGUGGAGGCAGAGGAGGGCUCCCCGGUGCCUGGCUCCCCCUCUCCCCCCAGCCACACCUCUCACCCGGCUGAGUCCACUGCGUUCACCCCAUGCUUCGGGGGCACUGUUCUCACUGAGGGGAACCGGCUCUUAGUCCCUGGAGACGGUGAGGAGGAGACCCCAGGAGUGUCCGUAGCCCCCCACCCCCACCCCUCUGCCUGUGCGGUCUCUGCUGCUCCCUGUCAGGUUGGGGCCUCCUGCAGGGCACGGCCUGCCUGGCUGCCUCUGGGUCUGACCCCUCCAGCUGGGCCAGGCUCCAGGGAGUACUCAAGGUGAACUAUGGAGUGAAUCGAUGAUGUCAGAAUGGCUAGGGUCUGGGGGAGGUGGGACACGUGACCUCCAGGUGACACAGCUCCUGCCAUUGAUUUCUCAGACACAGGUGUGGUGAGACUUCUGGGCAGCAGCACUGAGACGUCAGUGGCCUUGUAGCCCCUGUGUCCCUGGCAAAAGGCCAACCACCCCCCACACCCCCACCCCCGGGGUGGCGAUUCUGGCCCCGAUGCGAGGCAGCUUUGGCAGGGCUUUGGAAGUUAGGUGCGUUCUCCAUCAGGCAGCAGAGGUGGAGUUGGCUGUGUACCUUGUCCUUGUUGCCAGCUCCCUGGUGGUUUCUGGGCCCCUUCUUCCUGAAGGCUGGAGGAUGCUACCAGGGUGACUGAGUUCUGUCCUUGCACGCGCCCAAGUCCCCGUGUAGCCCCUGGUGGGCUUUGGGGUGCAGAAAUGAGUCCCAGAGCCUGUCCUCUAUUUGCUGGCUGAUGGUGGGGGUGGGAGAGCAGGCAGCACUGAUCCUGGGGGCUGUAAGUGCGUUGGAGGGGACAGGAGCUGAUGGGGAAGCUCCCAGGACCGGGAAUUUCUGGGGAACCGACAAGGUGGUUAGGGGGUGAGCCACCUCCCCCCAUAGGACUCAAGGAGAACGAUCAUGCAGUCAUUCCACAAACACGGCCCGGUGCCUGCUGCGUGCCUGCCUGUUCAGAUGCCGGGGCCAGCCAGGCGUGAUCUAAAGGGCAGCUGCAUAUUGGGGUGCUGUCACUGAAGAAUGGGGCGCACGGGGAGACGCAGAGGGACAGGUCUGUGCUCCUGGGCAGGGCAGUUGAGAGGCGUCUGCCAGGCUUGGGCGAGCGUGAAGGAAGGGCAGGAGGCCGUGGCUGCUGGUGGCUCAGCGUUGGGGUCGGGGACGGCGAGGGCAGAGGCCGGGCUGGGCCAUGUCCACGUUCGAGGAGCGGCGCGGAGGCCGGGCUGGCCCAGUGCGGUGGGCGAGGAGUGACGUGUUCGUUUCUGUUGAGUCCCGAUCGGUUCCAGGAAAGGUCAAGAGGGUCAUUUAGUAUCGGGAGCCAAAGGUGGAGUGGGGUGGCCAGCCAGGGCCCCCCUAGCCGGGGAAAGGGUAGGACGGAAGCUGCCCAGGGGAACUCACUUCUGAGGCCCUGCAGGUCGGGGAGAUCCUGGGCGCAGGGGCCUGGUGGGCGUCGGUUGGCCUCUGGGCAGGCGCUGACGGAAGCUGUGCUGACAUCCCCAACCGCCCCCCCCCCUGGUUUCAGGAAGACCAUCGCCUCCUCCACCACUCGGCUUGGGAACUAUAUUUUCAAAUACAGAAUUCCAGGCCGUGUCUUGACAAUUACGAGUGGGCUUCAGGAGACUACGGGAAUCAGGACUGGGGUUUCCCCACUUUAUUUGUUUUGGCGUAUUAAUCCCCGCCCCCGCCCCCCCCCCCCCCUUUGAGAACAUCAUUGCAAAGCCCUGAUGGGUUUUAGCCACGUUUUGUAGUGACCUCAGCAUCACCCGGGCCACAUGAAUAUCAGCAUUUAUUUCCCAUGGUUAUUACAUGUUGGUUUUUCUCUCUACCUCCGCAUCUCUCCUGCAGCGAAUCCUCCAGAAAGAUGGGGAACAGCAGGAGCCACCUGGGCCAGAAGUUCCGCUCACAGUUUCUCCCCGAGGAGCAGGUGGAAGUCGACAGAUUGUUUGAUGCCCUGUCAUCUGACAGAAGCAGCUCAGACCCCUCUCCCAGGUCCUUUUCUCUGCGGGCACUGAAGAGCCAUGUUGGGGACGCUCUGCCCACAGAGAUGGUCACCAGACUGUACGAUGGCAUGCGGAUGACUGCCCCGACGGGGAAGGCGAAGGGGCCCAGUGAGAACGUCUCCCAGGAGCAGUUCACGAUGUCCCUGUCCUACCUGCUAAAAGGAAACGCCGAGGAGAAGAGUCUCGUGAUUCUCAAAAUGAUUUCUGCUGCAGAAGGUCCUGUGAAAGCAAGAGAAGUCCAAAAGUUUACAGAGGAGCUGGUUGCCUCUGUAGUGCACGUGCUUGACUACAGGCAGGAGCUGUGUGGCUGGACGGGGAAGCAGGCUCCAGGGACCACCUCCACAGCAGAGGUGCUGGCUGCUCAGCUGUUUUCGCAGAUGAAGCUCCAAGGUGGCAGGGAGCCUCUGGGGCCUGAGCAGCUGGACUGGGACUGUGACCAGGCCGCCCUCGAGGACUGGGCGUUCCGGGAGCCCCACGUGUCCGUGUUUCUGCGUGUGGUCGUCUGCGAAGGCCUUCUCCUCCUCUGCUCGUCCCUCCAGCUGGCCAGCCUGAUCCCUGAGCGCACGGUUGACCCGGGGAGGGCGUUUGAGAGCCUCCUGGAUGUCCUGUCGGUCACUUACAUCAACUCCCACCUGCCCAGCGAGCAGCGGCACAGGUGGCACCUGCUCUUCUCGUCUGAGCUGCACGGGCACAGCUUCUCCCAGCUCUGCGGGCGCAUCACACACUGCGGGCCCUGCGUGACUGUCCUUGAGGACCACGACGGCCACAUCUUUGGGGGUUUUGCGUCCUGUUCUUGGGAGGUCAAGCCUCAGUUUCAAGGGACUUCUGCACCGGGAUGGCUCCCCACUGUCACUGUCCACGUAGGAGGCCUGUCCGGUGUCAUCCUGACACCCCCUGCCCUAGCUCACCACCUGGGUCCCCAGGAGGCCACGAGGCCCGCUUCUCCAUGGGGUCUGGGAACUGCCCUCCAACCCUCACAAUGGCCGAUUUCCAGGGGACGGCAAGUGCUUCCUGUUCUCCAUCUCCCCCAGCCUCGGCGUGUACACAGACACGGGCUACAACGACCACUACAUGUACUUGAACCACGGCCAGCAGACGAUUCCAAACGGGCUGGGCAUGGGCGGGCAGCACGGUUACUUUGGGCUGUGGAUCGACGUCGAUUUCGGGAAAGGGCACAGCAGAGCCAAGCCCGCCUGCACCACCUACAACAGUCCGCAGCUGUCGGCCCGGGAGAACUUCCAGUUUGACAGGCUGGAGGUGUGGGCUGUCGGAGACUUCUCAGAGCCACGCCCGGGCAAGGGCAAUAAGAGCAUCCUGGAUGCGGACCCUGAGGCCCAGGCCCUGCUGGAGAUCAGUGGGCGGAGCCGUCACAGCGAAGGGCUCCGGGAGGUGCCGGACCAGGAGUGACCAGGAGUGACCAGGAGUGAGCAGGAGCCUUCCGGAGCAGGAGCCCGCCAGCCUCAGCCACCCCCACACCUCCAUCCAUUUCUCCUCUCCCUCCGAGCGGUGCUGGGCAGCAGCACGCAGAACGGGAGCCCGGCCAACUCGCUCUGAAGUCCUGUGGUCAUCGGGGGUACGCUCCCUCGGAACCUGAAGUGUCAAACUAGCCGCUUAAUUCUCCAGCCCUCGUUCCUGCCUUAUUACUGACGUGCAGACGCUAAGAUGCUUCAGAGCUAGGCCGGAGCAAGUCGUUGCUGGGAGUGUGAGUUCUUGCCGAGUAGGAGGGGGUUUAUCCGGGGGAAGUGAUUGCUCCCCCUACCCCUUUCGGCCCUUGCCCAGGAGUUGUUAUCUUGGACAAGACAAAGGCUUGAGCCACCCCAGUUGGAAAGCUUGCCUCAGUGGUCCACUUGAACCAGUAAACUGGAUGAGGAUCUUGAUGCGUUCUGGCAACAGCUCCCUGUGCCAUGGGAUUUCUGUAUUUACUUUAAAAGCCAGAACAGUACAUCAACGGGGGAACUAGCAACGUGGUCCCACAGAGGCAGGGUCCUCUGUAGGUGUUUAGAAUAAAGCGCCACACCUGCUUUUUCCAAGCUGCCUUACGUUAACCUUCACCGUGAGUAAAUGGGCAUCAGGAGAGCUACAGAGAAGCGCAGGUGCGGUUGUGUUAAUGACGUUCAGGGGCCUAAAGCCAGGAGCCCUCGUGGGGUGCAGCCCCGGCCCCGUCCUGUCAGUUUGCCCCGGGUGACCGCAGGGAUUGGCCUGGGUUACCGAGCUCCAGGCACCAGCGCCCUGCUCACCCCUGCUGUUCCCUCGGGAUGGUGGGACCCACCUGAAACAAAGACCCCGGUCAUCCUGAAGGGCUCAGAAUUAGUGAGUGCAGCCUCAGCACAGGCUGGGCCUCUGAGCAGAGCCGCCAUCUCCCCAUCUGAGGGAGGCUGGAAAAACUGCACACACCCCACGAGUCACCGUCUACCCCGCCAAGGGUUCCCUGCCUACGGGAGCUGCAAGCCCACCUCUGAGACACAGACCUCUCCUUUUUGUCUUUUGCUGUCAACUUUGACCUUUGGCAGAGCUGAUGGAAAUGCAGCCUUUUAGUAUAGGGUUUGCCUUGAUAAUAAGCCAUCAUAAAUGGAGCUCUUUGCAUUUUGCACGUCCUACAUUUUCUACCAGGAACCUCAUCAGACUUCCCAGUUAGCAAUAGCCCUGCCUGAAGCAGAAAGCCUCGUAAAUGAGCCUUCAAAAGAAAAGUGCGUGCUCAGGCAGCACGUGGAGGUCAGAAGCACGACACAGGCAAGGACUUAAGCAUGAUUGAUUUUUUCUUUCCAAAAAGCCAGUUUUUAAUAGCUUCUCAGGUAUAUUAUGUGAUCUUCCUGGCUGAGAGAACACUAGAUAUAGAAUAUUAGAACCCUCAAAUAUUCCUACCAUCAAAGCAUUAGCUCCUGAAUCUUAUUUUGUUUUGGAAUGUUUUUUAAAAAACAGAUAUGCAAUUAAAUACCUCUCUAAUAAAAGUCUGUUGGUAUAUACACUUUUAAAAGGAUUUAUUGCUCCUUCUGUUUGUUUAUGGCUGUCACAGAGUUAUGUUUGUCUGCUUUCAAGUU
Choloepus didactylus (southern two-toed sloth) is the source of this 6570-nucleotide messenger RNA. RefSeq names its product MTOR associated protein, eak-7 homolog (gene MEAK7). The transcript has 9 exons. The coding region runs from base 3328 to 4779 and encodes 483 amino acids. Gene Ontology annotation, biological process: TOR signaling. Lineage: Eukaryota; Metazoa; Chordata; Mammalia; Pilosa; Megalonychidae. The record is from RefSeq and is a predicted model, not a curated record.